This is a messenger RNA of Ogataea philodendri, 360 nucleotides long. RefSeq lists its product as uncharacterized. Gene Ontology annotation, cellular component: proton-transporting V-type ATPase, V1 domain; fungal-type vacuole membrane. Gene Ontology annotation, biological process: proton transmembrane transport. NCBI's taxonomy places the organism in Eukaryota, Fungi, Ascomycota, Pichiomycetes, Pichiales, Pichiaceae. Bases 1 to 360 code for a protein of 119 amino acids. The record is from RefSeq and is a predicted model, not a curated record. Gene Ontology annotation, molecular function: proton-transporting ATPase activity, rotational mechanism. The transcript has a single exon.
AUGGACUCUAAUAAAAACAGAUCUUUAAUUGCUGUAAUUGGCGACGAAGAUACAAUUACAGGCAUGCUAUUGGCUGGUACGGGUCAAGUAUCGAGUGAAGUAGGUAAAGAAAAGAAUUUUUUGGUUUGCAAUGACAACACAAAAGAAGAUGAGCUUCAGUCCUACUUUAACCAGUUCGUCCAAAGGGAUGAUAUUGCUAUUUUAUUGAUCAAUCAACACAUUGCCGAGAAAAUCAGACUGUCAAUAGAUACGUUUACCGAUCCAUUUCCCGCUAUAUUGGAGAUCCCUUCCAAAGACCAUCCUUAUGACCCGGAUAAAGAUUCCGUUCUUAGACGAGUGAGAAGGCUAUUCGGGGAAUGA